AUUGUUUGAUCAAUGUAGACAAAAUUGAAUUCACCCACUGUCGGCCUAAAUAUAGCACAGUAAAGUGACUAAUGUUAAAAAAACACCGUGAACUUGGCUGCUCGAGUCGUCAAUACAGGUUAUCAAUACGUCAGUAACACUUGUUACUUGUUACUUGAUAUUUAAUACGAGCCCGAAGGCUUAGUAAAAGAUACUAUAGACGUGGUCAUGUCACUUGCCCUGGCAGAUAUCGACAUGGACAUGGCACAAGAACUCGCCAAGUACAAAGAGGAGAAUUUGAGAUUAGUCGAAGAGAAAAAUAACAUUAUGAGAGAGUUUAGUACGAGAAUGAAAGCUCAUCUUGAGGAAGUGAGACUUUUAAAAGAAGUCAACGCGCGUUUACAGACGGAACUUGACGACCUUCGUGACUUGUGCUGUUACCUCGAUGACGACCGAAUUAAAUGUCGCAAUCUGGCAAAAGAGUGGCAAAGUUUCGGUCGCUACAUUUCGUCAAUUUUACACACGAAAGAGAGCUGUUAUCAGGAAGAAGUGAACUCGUUAAGCUUACAGAAAGAAAGCGUAAUUGCCGAGAAUAUUAACCUCAAGAGGCUGUGCCAUGAACUAGAAAAUUGUUCGAGUGUUUCUAGUUCUACGCAGCCUAGAGAAUACGUCUGCAUACGUUGUUCGCAGCGUAUCUCUCUAGAAAGGGGUUUGAACGGAGUCGUACGGCGAAAUCCCAAUGGCUUACGUACUGCGAGCAUUAUUAAUCAAAAAGGUAACCCGCUAUUAAAUUAAACUCUUGAGUCUUGUCCUUAAACUCGAACUCAUAACCAAAUGCUUGAGCAAUAUAUUUCUACGAAUUAAUGCUCGUGGUUGAAUUCAACGUUUGUACUAUUUGCUUAAAUAAUUAUUAAUUAAACUGUCAUACACGAACCGCACACUUAAAUGUUGUUUAUAAUUUUAGAAAAUCCUAACAAUGAUGUUGAAAGCAGCUUGCCUUCUCCUAAUGGAAGCCUUUUAUCACAGGUACAAUAUAAAACCAGCCUGCCUACUGCUCAUUUAGAAAAUUGCUUUUUAAUUGCGGUUUCCGGUGUCACGCCAACGCGAAAGUGCGAUUUUUCCGGCUACAAAACGGUGUGUUUUAAGACGUUUUCAUUACAAAACUCGGCUAAAACAGUACAACACAAUGACAUAGCUUGUUUUAUAGCUACCGAAUAUAAGCAUAUCUUUCUUGUUUAUAGUAAGCAAGUAUGUAGGUUUAUUGUACGGUUUGGCGCUGGUAUGUGAAACAUGUAAAUAUUCGUGAAGUAAUUGUUUUUCUGUUGACUUUUACGCAGCAACCUGUCCGCUGGCAACUUAGCGCGAAAGCUUUUUAAUCCAUAGAAAAACUAAAAACAGAACUGUAAUAUAUUGUUGUUAAUUGACAACCUGACAUGAUAUUGAAUUCGUUGUCACAACCUGUGAGGAGACUGAUUACUGACGCCGUGACGCGCACCAUUAUUUUGGCACGGUAGUAUACUACGGGGUACCCUGGUUGCCAGAGGUUCUGUAUCUUUCGCCUUAUUCCCGCUCGUUUAAUAAAUAUACGAGCGGGAAUAAGGCGAAAGAUACAGAACCUCUGGCAACCAGGGUAACUACAGGGCGUCUAAAAAAACGAUCCUUUACAAAUCAUUCCUUUCUUGUAAACACCCAAACUUCAUAACCCUCUGGGAGUUUAGAAUGCAUUGUAAUCGUACGAGCAUAUUAAAACUGCGUAAAUUAAAAUUGUGCAUAAAAAUUGUAAUUGAAAGUUAAAACGACCAGUUAGAAAUUUGUCCCAUCAGUUCGAUUAAAAAUGGUCCAAUUGACUAAAGGGCAAACAGUCAUUUACUGUUUUACGUGUUAAAUUUACCAGCACAUAAUCAUAUAGAGCGUUUGGACUCAUUCCCCAGGGAUCAACUCAACAAAAGCCGGCAUGGCGGCCAUGUUGGUGUUCCAGACAAAUUAGAGUCUACCCCUGUACAUGGUGUACAAAAAAAUGUACAUCCUUUCAAAUUAGCCAUAACUGUUUUACUGAAUAUUUGUUGCUCUGCAGUAUAAGCUGGCCCAUUUUAUAUCUUAUGCAGACUUGAAUAAUGCUUAAUUUAAACACUUUUCUUUGAGUUCUGUAUUUGUUCAUACAAAUGGAGGUUAUAUCCUAAAUUCCCAUGUGCAAAAGACCUUCUGUUUUCACGCAUCAUUAAUUCGAGAAAUUAUACGGCUGUCAAAUUACUACAAUAGGUUACGGUUAAUUUGAAUUUGAAAGGGUGUACAUUUUUUUAUACACCCUGUACAACGUACCAUUAAACAGCGACGCGCUGUUUACAGCGUAUACCGUUAAAUAGGGUGCACGGUAAAGGAUAUAGUUAACGUUUCAUGAGUCGUGAAUUCACAAUAUUUGUUCUCGUGAAAUGGUGAACUUUUGUGUCGUGCGGAAACGUGAUUUAUAUGCUAAUAUGCCAAGCCGUGAGCCGUUAAUGCCGACAAUGUUUGUCCGGGAAAUGAGAAAUUAUUUGAGACCGGUACUAAGAAUAUAGCCUGCGCGCAGGCUAAGUAGAACAAAGAUUGGACGAGUAGUGAGAAGUAAGAAAGUAAAUGCCGAUUUUCAAUACACAUGCAACUCUUGCCUAAAACUGUCGCAUGUAAAACUGCUUACAACUUGAGUUAGUGUACUCUGUAAAUCAAACACCUUACUCACCCACGUUGUCUUAGAUGGCACCUUGGCAUUUUUUAGCUUAAAUUUUAUAGUCUUUAUAUAAUAGUUAUUUCAAGGCGCCAUGCAGGACCCUUCCUUAUGUAACUACUUAUUUUAGUUUUCUUAAACUUGUAGUAAAGUUUAAGGGUUGAAAUAAAUUUGUUGUUGUUGUUGUUGUUGUUGUUGUAUCAUACUCAGCGUAUGAUAGAAAAUGCAAUUUACUUUUGAAAACGUGUUUUAUACUGUGCAUUUUGUGAAAUGGUUAAUUGAAAUAAUUUUCUAUGUGAAACAUGAAAUGACCGAACGCCCAAAGAAGGUAUAUGUAAAAGAAAGAAUGACACGUCUAUAUAGGCUAUAUUAGUAUAUAUGUCACGUUCCAGUAAUUCUACAAGAGGACACUAAUGAAUGAGUGUUGGUAAUCGGAAAUGAUCAGUCAAAUCAUUAAAACCAAUAUCAAAUAAUAUUGGUUUUAAUUUUGAAACAUGGAAAGUGUUCAUUUCAUAAUUCAUAAAGAAAAUUCAAACCAAAUGGAUGUAAUCGAUCAAUGUCUCCUGUAGAUCUCAUGUAUCAUAUUGCCGAUCAGAUCUAAUAUUCGUAGAUUCCUGCCGUGAAAUUUUCAUAAUCAAACUACGUAAUAUUCAGUAUUCCAGCUAAGCUCGUGAAUUUCACAAUUGACUCGAGCAAUUGAUCUUGUAGGAUUCGUACAGUGAAAGUUCUAUAGCUGGACAGAAGAAUGGAAAGCGAAAGAAAGUGUCGUUUAUCGAACCUGAUGAAGUGCACGUAAGGAAAUUCAAACAUUUUAACGAAAGUUCUUGAAUUUGAUAAAGUAGUGAUUGGCUGGUCACCGCAGUCGUAGGAAACGAAGCAUAUAUUAGGCUUCCUUAUUACUUUAUAUUUAACGACUAGACAUUAUUUAUAUUUCGCGGGAGUGGCACCGAAGAGAAAUGUUUUUCAUGGUAAAAAGUUGUGGAUCCAACCAUUAGAACUUUUUUAGCCAACCUCAAAUAUCAAUUAAAAGUACAUACCCAGCCCUGGCCAAAACUUUACAAAAGGAUACCAUUCAGUGGUCACACGUGUCUCUUUACCACUUCAGUGAAAUGGGCUCAUAUUCGAACAGGCCCUGACUCAAUCUACUCUAUUCUACUCUGAAAUGGGCUCAUCUCAGAGUAGAAUAGACUGACCUCAGAGUAGAAUAGACCUGACUCAAUCUACUCUAAUCUACUCUGAAAUGGGCUCAUAUUCGAACAGGCCCUGACUCAAUCUACCCUAUACUCAAUCUACCUGAAAAUAUAUGAAAAGAUAUGAUGCUUGUGAUGUUUCUCUGAGUGUAUAUCCACACCGGGCAAGCUUGAAAACUAUGCCUGACAACGGUGGGAAUCGAACCUGCGACCUUUGGAAUACUAGUCCAUCGAUUCCCACCGUGGUCAGGCAUAUUUUUUUCAAGCUUGCCCGGUGCGGAUAUACCCAGAGUAACAUCACAAGCAUUAUAUUCACCUGAGUAUGUAUACAUUACACCAAAACAGAAAAAAAUCAUAUGAAGAGAUAUGUUAGAAAUGAAACAGUCGUCAUCCAACCAAUUUUUAUAACGUACUAAUCCCACUCCCUAGUUGGAGUCUGAAUUAACGAACAGUUUUUUUAAUCCAUUUAACAUUUUUUAUUGAAGCAAUAUUCAUAUCGAUCCGUUUUCUUGUAGGAAGCGGAAGACGAAGUGAAACAUAAACCACUGGACAUCAAUUCCAAUGGAAUAAAAGGUGUCUAUGCAUUGGCCUACACACGCAUUGGCCUACACACUUAAAAACGCACAAGUUGUAACAAACCUGCAGCAGACUUGUUGUAGCAAUGCUGUUCCAACAACUGUCGACAGGAUGUGUUCGCACUGCUUGUUUCCAAAUUGUUGACAAGUUGUCAACGGCUUGUUGACAACUUACUACAGGGUUGUUGAGCUCAACAGACUUGUUACAAAUUGUUCCAACAACUUGUUAUCGCUUUGCAAUUCAACAAUUUGUCAACGUGUUGUGAGUGACAAUCUUGUAGCAACUUGAUAAAAUAAUAUUGGCAAUAUUGGCAUUGGCAUUGACUUUCUUUUUAAUUUCUUAGAAAACCGUGGGAUCCUGCGGAAUGGCAUGCGAAAACAUCAUUCAAAUGUAAGAAUUGUAAUAUCAAUUAUUAUUAGUAUUAUUUGUGAUUUGCUACACCACACCGAGUUAAUUUAAGUGAACACACAUAUGAAUUAUUUAGUAUAAUACAUGGAUAAGUAGUUGGCGAGGAGGCAUCCUGAAAGCAAAAGCAAAGGCUUAUAGAUUGGAUGUCUCCUCGUGAAGUUUUUCAAGGCACAGUGAUAAAUACUGUAGAUAGAUUACAAGUUGAUCUAUUAUAAUAAUUGUAUUAAUAUAUUAUUGAUAAAGAUGAAGAGAAGUCAGUUUAUAAUUGUUCUUCAGUUAAGAUUGGAUUAAAAAAGAAAAAAAAGGAACUUUCUAAUAAGAACUUAAGCGUUCUAUACUCCUGAAGCAACUGAAAGUCUCUGUUUCAAGAAUAUCAUUUGGCAAGGAGUUCAAGAUUUUGAGACCUUCAUGGAAAAGAAUAUUGUAAACUGCUUAUAGUAUUUGUUUCACAUGAUGUUCAACGUGAAUUUAGAGUCAUUGUCGCUGUGUACUUGAUUGCUAUAGUAAUGAAUAAGUUGUGAAAAGAUGAGGGAAGUAAACAGUGGUGAUAGGAAAACAUGAAUUUUGCUAUAUCACUAUGAAAUGUAUUAAUUUUGUAAAUAUCAAGAGUUUUCAUUUGAGUAAACAAUGGUGUGGUAUGCGCACGAAUAACUGAAUUUGUAAAUGUUCGAACAAGUCUAAGCUUAAUAAGGUCUCAUCUUCGUUUGACCUGAGCUUACGAACUAGGUUGACUAUUUUCAUCCGUAUUUUAAUAGAUCCAUGGUUCUACAUCAAGUAACGAGAGUAACUCAUCAGUUCACGAGAUCAACAGAGCGAUGCAGGUGUUAGAAAUACACUCACAGUUGGACGAGCGAGACCACGAGAAAAAAGAACCGCUGAAAGAUAAGGAGGUAGCUGUUUUGAAAGAAAUGUGCAAUGUAAGUUUGGAAAUCUACAAUAAUUUUGAAAUGCAUGAACGACGAUAUUUGGUGAGAAAAAUGGACUUAAAGUUUAUGUAACAGCAGGAUUUUGUAUCAGCAUUCAAGUUCCUUCGCGGUCAUGAUUUUCUUUGUGUUGUCUUCAUGAAUUAUCGACGAGAAUUACAAAUUUGAUUGCGUUGUGUUGUGUUGUAUUUCAUUAUAUUGCCAUCUCUAUUGUUGUAUAAUUGUAUUCUUUUAUAUUGUAUUGCAUUGUAAAAUGAUUGUAUGCUAUUAUUUGUUUGCAAUGAUGUAUUUUUGGGAUUUCAGUUGAAGGGCAGGUAUAACAAAAAAAUUAUUUUAUAAAAUUAUUUAAUGUAUUGAUCGAGUUUAGAGACAGUUUAAGACUCAAAAGAUGAAUUACCGUUCAGUUUGUCUUGCUACAAGUUGUUUGGUUGCCCGUCAUUUGGAUCAAAAGUCACGUGAUUGCAAACAAAGAAUUGUGUAUAAGUCGUUCUCUAUUGUAUUCGAAUUCUACCGUUUAUUGUAUUCCGCUGUGUUGCAACUUACGGUAUUUGGGUAAUCGUUCCAUGUUUCGCGCACCAAUAUAGUAAACGUUAUGUAAUGGAUAUUAUAGUGUACUGAAAAGUUAACUGAAUACCUCCAUACACGUAUAUACAUACCCUAACCCUAUCCCUAACCUUAAACCUAACCCUAACCCCUAACCCUAACCUAACCCUAAUACCUAACCCCUAACCCUAACUUAUAUUGGUGCGCGAAACAUGGAACGAUAACCGGUAUUGGUAUAUAGUUAACUUAAGGUGGCUCUGCGGAGGAGCGAGAGCAAGCCCGGUAAAACGCUUUUUUCAUUUUUUCUUAGGUUGUCUGGAGAAAGUUGUCAAAUGACGAUCCGCGAUCAAGCAGUGCCGCUGCGAAUCACAGAGUACACGAUGAUGACAUUGUAUACGAAGAUCUUUUAUAGCAAAGGGGUAUUGAACGCGUCAUGGACAUGGGCGUGGCGACCUGGGCGGGCUUUAGGGGGGGGGGGGGGGUGCAGCACGGCAGCACCCCGCGAAUAAGUAUUAAAAAGUUGGCCAAACAAGAUUUACUGUUAGUCAAAAAAUAUUGAUAGAAAAUGCGCUGAAAUUGUGAUGUAAAUGUAUAGGUGUUUUGAUUUUCUUACGAGUAUGAGCGGGGCAAGCAGAAAAUUAAUUCUACUUGACCACGACUGGAAAUCGAACCCGCGACCUUCGCAUUUCUAGAACGACGUUCUACUUUCUGAGCUACAAGACCAAGUUGGGAACGAUUAUUUGUGAUGUUAAUGACAUAUCAGAAUUUGUCCCUCCAUGCCUGGUGCCAGCUAUUAAUCCAGCGAAUGUCGUGACAUCGUUCCCAACUUGGCCUUGUAGCUCAGAAUGUAGAGCGUCGUUCUAGAAAGGCGAAAGUCGCGGGUUUGAUUCCCAGCCGUGGUCAAGUCGAAUUAAUUUUCUGCUUGCCCCGCGGCUCAUACUCGUAAUCGAUCUAGGCGUAAUACUAGUUAUAAUGUUUACAAUGUUUUGUUCGCAGGCUAAAGAAGAUCAAUACACCUAUACGGUCACUGUGUGUACAUUAUUUUACUCAAGGCUGUUAGUUGAUAGCAGUGCUAAUGUUGCAACCACCUUGUAAAAUAUCAAGCAUGUAGCAACUGACGCGUUUUGUGUGUAUUUGCUGUUAACCAAAACCAACUGAAAUAAUAAAGUAACACAACCAUAGAAACCUAUUAAUUACCAACUUUACAUCUAUCACAAAAACCAUAAACAACGCAUCAUUACACGAUAUGACAAAAAAAUUUGCACAUCAGAGGCGGAAAAUGGGUUUAGCCUUGAGGGAUCAAAUUUAGCCUGGGAACCCGAGUUUAGCCUUUAGGAAUCAAAUGUUCUGCAAAAGAUUACAAUAUAAUAUAAUUAUAGGGAACUGUCUUUUUUACCUUAAAUUGUUGUAUGGAUUAUGUUCAUUAAGAUGCGUUGUCGUGUGAAGUAAUAUGUCUUUAAAGAGAUGUGGUAAUAAAAAUGAAUUUUGUCUUAUGUGAAAGAAAUUUUAAAGUUAUGCAUGAAGACCCUUUACAACUUUUUCGUACCUUGCUUGGUUUUCAAAAUAUUUUGACCAAAAACAGUGUGCAGUUCGCCAUCCUGUUAUUAUAAUUAACUGAGUUUUUGUUGACGUCACAAGCAGGGUAAACUUGUUAAAACUUCUUCAUGUGAGACUAAAUUUCUUCGAAAAGUUUGUUAAAAUGUUGCGAGUUAAUUGAGUACUUAAACAGGGUUCGUAGUCUCCAAGACCAAAAAAAUUCAAAGACUUUCAAAGAUUUUUUCUGCCUAUUUUGAAAGAUUUUUCAAAGACCUUUGAGAGCAAACAGCUGUCGGAAAAUUGCGAGUGUAUAAGCACCAUUUUUACCCAGUAAUUAGUCUCGUCAUAUCACAUCCUAAAAUGCGCCUUUUCGUCGAUAUUUGCGAAAAUCUUGCUUCAAUCAAUCUAUUUUAUUAGCUAGGAAAUCGUAUAAUCAAAUACUCACUAAAUAAUUUAAAGACUUUUAAAGACUUUCUUCGCUUUUUCACACAAUUCAAAGACUUUUCAAAGACCUUAAAGACCUGUAUUCAAAUUUAAAGACUUUCAAGGAUUUCAAAGACCGCUACGAACCCUGUGAAAAGACUUCGGAAAAUCGAGUUUCAUAUUGAUGACGCGUGGCGUUUACCCUACUUGUGACGUAUGCUAUCGAAUGCAUAUCCAAGAUGGCGGAAUGCACGUUGCUUUUGAUCAAAAUAAGUCGAUUUAUUUCGAAAACCAAGCAAGCGUAUCUUGCUUAAAAGGAAUAAUUUGUAAACUACGGAAGUUUAUAUAUCAUUUUAAAUGUUCUUUCAAAUAAGACAAACUUAAUUUAUAUUGCCAUAUUCCUUUUAAGACUGAUAAUUAUCAAUGCAUACAAGAUAAAUCCUGAAGUAGUCAUGGUAGUCUUACUGGAUUAAAAACAACUUUCCU
This is a messenger RNA of Paramuricea clavata, 8765 nucleotides long. Lineage: Eukaryota; Metazoa; Cnidaria; Anthozoa; Malacalcyonacea; Plexauridae. The record is from the annotation of a GenBank genome assembly.